CUCUUCAUUAACCUUUGGAAUUGUUUGCAAAUGUUUGUUCGAGUCUAUUGUCUGGCUGAAUAUACCAUGUCUGUCCAUUUCAGGACACAUGCUUUAUCUUAUUAUUGCAUGCGUAUCUCUUUUCUGUCAAGCAACUUUAUCUUUUCUUUCCAUUUUCGUCAUAUUUGUUCUGUGAUCAUUUUAGGGGUGAUCAAAACCCCUUUUUAUGAAGCCUCUGACACCAGAAUAUUUUGUGUCAACCCAGAUGCGUACCAAGGAGGUAGAGAUACGACGGCAUGUCCGAGGACAACUUUGGAAGUAAACAUUGAUGGGGUUUCUGAUGUCACAAAGGAGUUAUUUGGCACAGGCCUUCAGAAUGAAGUUGGGGACUACAAUUGCUUUUUCAACGUUAUCAUACAGUCUCUAUGGAAUCUGGGGAUGUUUCGGGCUGAUUUUUUGCGGAGUUCAACACUAGAGCACCAUCACGUGGGGGAUCCUUGUGUUGUCUGCUCCUUGUACAAAAUUUUUGAUGCUUUAAGCGCUGCUUCGAGGGAGGUACGAAAAGAACCUGCGACUCCUUCAUCUCUCAGGAUUGCAUAGAACUUGUAUCCAGAUAGCAAUUUUUUCCAAGAGGCGUCUUAUGGUGGACAUGCUCAGAUGAAUGGCUCAGAAGUAUUGGGUGUGAUUUUCGACUGCCUACAUCGCUCAUUUGCUCAAAGCUCUAGCGUGUCUGACACAGAAUCUUCGGAGAGCAAUUGUAAUGGUUCAUGGGACUGUGCCAACGGCACAUGCAUAGCCCAUUAUCUGUUUGGAAUGUAUAUUUCUGAGCAGCUGAAUUGCUUCAGCUGUGGGCUGGAGUCCAGGCAUAUGAAGUACACUUCCUUUUUCCAUAACAUCAAUGCUAGUUCCCUACGUACCAUGAAGGUCACAUGCUCUGAGAAUUCAUUUGACGAACUUUUAAAUCUUGUCGAGAUGAACCACCAACUAGCCUGUGAUCCUGAAGCUGGUGGGUGUGGAAAACCUAACCAUAUCCACCAUAUUCUCACCACUCCACCACAUGUUUCUACUACAUUUUUAGGGUGGCAAAACACAUGUGAGAGUGUAGAAGACAUAGCAGUGACGCUUGCAGCCUUAGGUACUGAGAUAGA
Messenger RNA from Raphanus sativus (radish), 1127 nucleotides. RefSeq lists its product as uncharacterized. The record is from RefSeq and is a predicted model, not a curated record. Gene Ontology annotation, molecular function: cysteine-type deubiquitinase activity. Gene Ontology annotation, biological process: protein deubiquitination. Lineage: Eukaryota; Viridiplantae; Streptophyta; Magnoliopsida; Brassicales; Brassicaceae.